Caenorhabditis sp. 36 PRJEB53466 is the source of this 1773-nucleotide messenger RNA. The record is from the annotation of a GenBank genome assembly. NCBI's taxonomy places the organism in Eukaryota, Metazoa, Nematoda, Chromadorea, Rhabditida, Rhabditidae.
AUGGUGAAUUAGUCUCCUCACAAUCACACUUAUUAAUAUAACUCUUACCGGGUUUCGCAAAACUCCGAAUUUCCUUAAAAUUUUGAUGGAAUGUGUUCCCCCACUCUAUAUUAGAACGCUCCCAAUUUUUUUUCCGACCUUUUGGCUUUCCGACCUUUUGUCUUCCGACCUUUUUGGUUUUCCGACCUUUUGUCACGUACUCGGCCGAGGAGGGGGGCGGAGUCUCACUAGCAAGUUUGCCGCACGCGUUUUUUGUCCUUGUCUGGUGGACCAAACCAAAGUCAACAUUUUAAAUGAACAGAAAUGAUGUUCUAAAAAAGCAAAACCACUUUUGAGGUCAAAAGUUUCGAACCAGACACCUCAAAAUAGCCGAGCGAGCACUCCGCCACUGCGCCAGCCGGGCGGAAACGUGGCCUAACUUUUCAAACUCGGCCCCGAAGUCGCUCAAUUUGCACUGCAAAAAGAGCUUCUCAACAGAGCGCCAUUUCUGUGCGGUGCUCCUACAAAAAUAGUGCAUUUUCGCGCUGAAAAACAUUUUGGGUUUUCAGAGAGUGUAACUAUAGAUUCUUAAAAUAAAAAAAAAGGGUCAUCGCUGAAAAUUCUCCGCUUACUUUUCUGGCAGUUUGAGGAUCUGUAAAAAAUUUCGGCGACUUGGGAGUCAAAAUCUGACUUCAAAAACGGAUUCCUCAUCCCUUAAACUAUCGGAAUCACUUGAAAAUAGGCGCGUGAAGCCAUAAACUUGGCCACACAAGCUCUCAGACUGACUUCCAUUUUCGUUUUCGCCGUUUUUUGGAAAAACGGUGCGUUUUCACGGGAAACUGAGUUGUUCAUUGGAUUCAGCAUGGUCGAUUACAUAAAGUAAAACUUUUUGGGUAUGGUACUUCAUUUGGGGACCUCGGUACAGAGUCUGUACUACAGACCGUCAAACACGCGCGCGCGAAAAUCGGGAGAAAAUUCGUCAGGCCACGCUAGAGAGUUACAGUCAGAUAUGUUUCGAAUUUCAGCGCGAAAAUGCACUAUUUUUAUAGGGGCACCGCACAGAAAUGGCGCUCUGUUGAGAAGCUCUUUUUGCAGUGCAAAUUGAGCGACCUCGGGGCCGAGUUUGAAAAGUUAGGCCACGUUUUCAGUGGAAAAUUACUUCGCGGCCUAGAAAUUCGGCCAGAUUGCGAACAGCGCGCCCUUUCUGCCCGGUGCCCCUAUAAUAGAUUAGAAAGGUGCCAUGACUUGCGUACAAUUUUGUUUUCAUCAGAUCGUACAUGGGAUACCCGGCCUUUCGCUAGCCGUAUCCGUUGACGGUGAAGUGUUGUGGAGAGAGGGAUUCGGCUAUUCCAAUUUAGAAAAUGGGUCUAAAUGUACAGGUACAUUGCCAUAGACAAUUUGUCACCAAUUGGAAGUCAUUGAAUAUGUUCUGUCUACAGCGGAUACUGUGCUUAGAAUUGGCAGCAUUAGUAAAUCAAUCACUUCGACGAUAGCUGGGCAAUACGUCCAGGAUGGAAAAUUGAAUUUGGAUACAGACAUCAGAGUAAGUCAACACUUUUCUGAGCUUCUUAGAGAUUGAAUGUCCAGCCUUUCAGUAAGACGAGCGGCCGUACGUGUCCAAACGAUCGCCUACAUAAUAUUUUUCUUCAAUUUCAGAACUAUGUAAAAGAGUUUCCGUCAAAGAAGUUUCAUGACGAGGAAGUCUAUAUCACUAUGCGUCAGCUAUUAUCGCAUUCAUCUGGUAUCCGCCACUAUAAAAGAACUGGAGUGAGUGAAACUAUGUAUUUAUAUUAA